Messenger RNA from Clupea harengus (Atlantic herring), 10345 nucleotides. It is a transcript of the gene ccdc162, whose product is annotated as coiled-coil domain containing 162, pseudogene. The record is from RefSeq and is a predicted model, not a curated record. The coding region runs from base 4164 to 10097 and encodes 1977 amino acids. The transcript has 44 exons. Lineage: Eukaryota; Metazoa; Chordata; Actinopteri; Clupeiformes; Clupeidae.
CUACAUUAUUUCAAGCCACUGCUCAUUGAACAAGAAAUAGCCUAAUCAAACUCCACCUUUUAUCAAAACUAAAUACAGGCAUCAUAUUUGGAGGAUAUUCUUUGUAUAGAAAGAAUUAACCUUUUGAUUGAUCAUAAUGUCAUUAUACAACCUUCAGAAUAUGUUCAUGUUAUUAUUAUUAAAAAAAUUAAAUACUAAACAUACCAAACUGAAACAAUUAGAAUACAGAAUCUGAUGCAAUGUAGGGCAAAGGUAAUGGUUUUCAGAGUUCUCUGAAAAUAUGUGCAGACAGGGUUUCUAAAUAAAUGCGUAAUAAUCCAGCAGAAAUCUCUUUUUAGGGACUGGAUUUAUUUUUAAAAUAUUCCAUCAAAAAAUUGAGAGGCAAUGCUUUAAUCUGCAUAAUUUUACAGAGAGCAGCACUGGUCUUAUAAUAAUAAUAAUACAAAAAAAAAACUCUUAGAUAAACAAUCGUAUAACAUGGCUUUUCAUUUUAAUGUUGUCAUCUAUGGUCGUGUAUUUGUUGAUAUUUUUUGCAGCGUUUAAUACACUCGGUGUGGGUGUGAUGACGGCCCCAGCUCUACCAUGUCUGAUAAAUCAAAAACCACAAGAACAGAAAGGAAACACUUGAGCUAGUCAUAUAGGCCAAUCAUGUACCAUUAAAUUAACCUGACCGUGAAAAGAUAACUGCUCGUAUUUACCGCUGUAUGCACAGACUCACCAUCCACUGAUAUCCAAGCAGCAUUCUCUGUUAUAAUCCGAUUGUAAUGUGCGGAUAAUAUUCCUCUGUCAUCGCAGCACAGCAGCGCCCCUUUGAGGCUUUUUAGUCAAAGAGGCACCGCAGUUUCGGACUAACUGGAGAGUUUUUUUUUUAUUUUGUUUGUAAACUCUUUGUAAACUUUUUCUGUAAACUCAAGAGAAUGUUGGAUUCCACAGCAGAGCGCUACCAACCAAUGUCCAUUUUUUAAAGGUAGCUCCCAUAUGUGAGGUGAGUUAAAGUCCAUGCAUUGUCCUCUAAUUAUUUUAAGGCUGUAUAGUAGAGUAGGUUCUUACUCUGUGACCACCACGCCCAGACAGUUCUCUGUAAAAGUCUCCAAGCACCUUAGGCCACUACCUCUAAAUUGUCCAUUAGGUGGCUACUGGUUUCAGACAGUAGCUGUCGCAACAAUAUGGCUCCCAUGGGUUUCCAUCCAACUUUUAAUACAAAUUCGGAUUAUUCCAACAGGAAAUCCGGAGUGUGCAUGCUUGAAAUUCGCAUAAACUCUUCUAAAUCCAGUAAAGAAAUCGAGCGCGGGUGGGGGGUGGAUUAACUCAUGAUUUGCAGAGUAGCCUAUAAUGCGACUAAGGUAGAUGCAAACGGAUUUAUUUGCAUAAAUUCGCAUUUGUUGCAAUUUUAUUAGGUACGUUUAAGUUGCCCUGACAACCUUAGGCUACAGCAGUUCAGAACUCCUCCCUUGAUUAGGAGUGUGUCCAGUUUUAUUAGCAAUACGCAGCGAAUGGAAACGCGCAGACUCUCGCAUUUUCUUUAGCUGAAUCUUCAUGAAGCGCUUACAAUAUGCGAAUGAGUUGGAUGGAAACCCAGAUAGUGAGGGAUGCUUCCAUUAACAGCACAGAGACAGUAGUUUGUCUACUGCAGUCUAAUUGAGUCCUUCAGUGGGAGUCCACGCUAUUGUGUAGGUAUGCUAUGUUGGUGAGACUGUAGGCUAUACAUUUUUGCCUGUCUGAAAUGUUAUAGCCUAAAUAAAUUCAGAUGUUUUAUACAUUGUCUAUGUCCAUGUCAGUGGUGGUAGGAAAAAAAAGUGUUCCAUUAACUAAAAACAGUGAUUAAUUAUGAUAAUGUGAAAGGUGACCAAAUGUGUUUCUUCAACUUCAGGUAAAGAAAUAAAGAAGUUGCAUCGAAAACAGACUGAGAAAGCAUUCGCGAACAUCCAGUUCCAAUUUAAAGCUCGAGAGAACUAACUUCAUUCAUGGUGGCUUGCUGUUAAGUGGUUGCCAUGGAUACUCUGUAGAAAACACCACUUUGGAAGCGCGCGGGACAGUAGCAGUGAAACACUGAGGUUCUGCUCAUUAGUGGGAAGGUAAAACAGAGUAGGCCCACGCUUUGCUUUGACAAGCACUUUCACAAUUUGAACAAUUUUAAGGCAGGUUUAGCAAAUAUACAGUGUGACCACGUUUCCUCUUAGAAUUUGAACGUAGCCAUGUCCAGAACCAGGACCUACAAAGUGUCCGCAUCGGUGUGCGUGGAGCAGAUUGAGUCAGAGCUGGCCGCUCAGUUGGAUGCACUUCGAACAGAAAUCGCAGAGAACGUAUUUCUUCAGGGAACUACUACAAAAUCAUACUGGUAUGGUCAAACACAAUGGGGGAGUUGACAGGUUAUCGAAUAUGUUCGUUGAAUACCUAAUUAUGUCCAGUUAGUGCCACACAUAAUAUUUCUAUUAUUAUCAUUAUAGCUCCGUUCUGAUUCCCAAAGACAUUUCUUAUUUCCGCGUGGAGAGAGAACAUAGUCUUAAAAGACUCCUGCAGGUUAGUGGAAUGUAUGCUCUAGAUGGAAACGUGUCUAUUAUGCCAAAAUGGUGUUUGGAAUUGUUAUGACCCAUUAUUUUGAACAUCUAUUUUUAUUCUGGUUGUCCGUCAAAUGUGGCAUGCGUAAUAGGUCCCUGCUGCACGACCUCAGGUGUCACAGACUGAGAUCAUUCAGCAUGAGCUGGAGAGCUGUAUCAAUCGGGAAUACACACCUGAGAGUCUUCCUCUUCUGCUGCACCAGCACUACUUGGACCGCUCCCAUCAGUUGACUCAAUGCAAGCACCUGCUAAUGUUGAGGUGGAGGAGAUUCUUUCGCCACUCCACAGUAUUAGAACUACUGUAUCCUUUGUACAAGGGGCAGAUGGACUUGCUAGUGCAGGAAUAUGAAGAUGCAGUGCAGCGAGCACACAGGCUGGCCGUGUCCAGAGAGAGACUCCUGACACGCAGAGUGGGCCCUAACAUCGCACUCUCUCAGGAAGAUGUGGCCAUUUACCUCCAGUGGCUGGUGACCCACCUGCAUUCCCUGAAAUCUAUCCACAGCUUUCUUCAGGUGCAGACAUCCACACAUUACUGCAAAUAAUCACUUAUCCAUCUCCAGCUGUUUGUUGGCAGGCAUAGAGGCAUCUCUGACCAUUUCAUCAACAGCUUACAAGAAGCCAGGUAUUGCCAUAUCUCAGUGUUAUUGUAGGAGUUAUUUAACAUCAUUGUCCGUCUUCUCUCUGGAGCACCAACAUCAUCUCAUUAAUCUUCCUGGUGCGAGAGUUGUCCCGCUCUUGCGGUUAAUCAUGAACAUGUGAAUUAUCUCAACUGCUCGGUUUUUCAAAGGAAGGCUUACAUCAUAGUUUGAUUUAAUUACUCAAAUAAUCUGCUGUUGCUGAGGUGGUCAGGUUACUCCUGCACAGACUACUUAAAGUUAUGGGGACAAUUUGUGAUCUGAAAAUAUAGCAUGCUGCUGAACAUCCUGAUUCUAUGAAUGCUCUAAUGACAUGGGAAUAUUGUGGCAAACUAGUCCAGAAGAAUGGAGGCGGAUGCAGACAUCUCAGGUUUUAAAGCUAGCACCCAUAUCCCAUACACCACACGACCCCGGGAAUGUUGUUUAUUAAUGGGACUCUCGAGCAAAGAACCACACAGAAGCAGGGAACACACAGCAGGUCCUAUACCCUGACACAGACACACUCACUGACGUUGCACAGAUACGCUAACAGAAGGCAGAGCUAAACUAAGGCAUUAAACAACACAGACUUAAAUGAUAACUCACGCUAACAUACUGGACUCAAGAGGGAAGGCAUAAUCACAUUAUUCCAGAACAUUAAGUGCAGCAUUACACAUUAACCACAAAUGCAAAGCUUAAUGGGGUGAAACUACUUAAAGUCAUCAUUCACAUCAGCACACGGAAGCACUGCAACAGCCUUGUACGCUAAAGUAUUGAAAUCCAAGAUGUUCGAUUUUAGAUGCGUCAACACUUAAAGACAAAAUGUUUGGAUUAUUUUAGAACCCCUCAGGGGCAUCAAUGGUCAGUAUCGUAAGUCCUUUUUCCUCAUUCUAUGGUAGGAUAGAUUUCCUCAUUCUAUGGUAGGAUAUUCAAUAUUUAUUCAUAUGAGCCAUUUUUACUAUAGACAUUGUAUUAUGGAAAAGAUGUGGUUAUGGUUAAUAAGAUCUCUCUGAUGUUUUUCACACAGGUUCUCUAUUACCUACCUGCAAGUGAGAGGAAAGACAUGGGGUCAGGAAUGACUCAAGUAGAUGUUGUUACUUCCUCUACUAAACAGCUGGCAGGAGUAUCUUCAGCUAAUGGGAUUCCUGUUCAUAUGCUGAGACUGGACCAGUUUCAGGGGCAGCUGCAGGACCUCGUGUCCCACUUCCAGCUGCAGUGUGAUACUCAGGACCUCAGGACACCUGCUGAUGAGAUGGAGCUCUUCAGAUUGGUGUCACAGGAGUUCCGGGUGAUCUUCCAGAAGCAGGAGGAGGCGAGGGCCCUGGUCCAGUACGGAAGCACUGAGGCAGUGGAGAGGCAGCUGGGGAGGAAGGGCUCCGGGGCGGCCCUGAGGAAGGAGGCCAAUUGGGUUCCCUUCAUUCAGAUUAAGCCCAAGCUUGACCCCUGGCAGCAAAAGUUCAUCACUAAGCUGAAGGAGCAGAACUCAUUGGAUGAGCUUCUACAGAAUCUGUCCAAGUGUUGUCAGUUGUCAGAUCCUGACAAAGCUAUGGAGGCUUUGAGGCAGCAUACUUCUUCUGUGGUGAAGCCUGAAAGUGUGGAACCUUUCACACUGGACCCAAGGUCCACAGGAGGAAAGAGUGCUUCACAGAUAUGGACCAGUCUGUACAAUUCUGCUCUUACUUCUCAGGAUUCCAUGGGUAAACAUGGUGGGUUAUCUCUGCAAAAAAACAAACAAGGAUUAAAGAAGCCAAGGCUUGGCAGCAGCACUGAGCUCCUGGGACUUGAGGAGUUCUUCGGGGACGGAGGUGUCGACUCAGCGGAGUCAAGAGGGGCCUACCUCUCCCUGGUAUACCUACGUUACCUCAGGAUGCGGGAGCUACAGAAUGCAUGCCUGAACAUGCUGAACUACAUGCGAUCUGUGGAGAGAACACUCACCUUUGACACAGCAGGUGUGGUGAUGGAGGGAGGAGAGCUGAAGAACAGAAAGGAGGAGUGGGGGUGGAUGAGUGCGGUCAGGAGGGACGCGGGGGCCAAAGGUGGUAUUGGGUCCCAUCACCAGAUCUACAGCACACCCACUGACUACCAGGUCCACUGCUCCGAGUUCAUGGAGUUCCCAGAGGUGGAUAACCACCAUGACUACUACAGUGGAGAGGGGAGGCAUGUGUGCACGCAGGACCAGAGGGGUCUGUUUGUGGUGUACAGCGCAGCCCUGAGAGACCUGGAGGAGCUGGAGCACACUCUCCUCCUCAUGGCCUCAUACUACACCCAGACCUGGAGCACAGAGAGGUACGUGUCAGAGGCAUGGGGUCAGUCUAAGCCAGACCAGAACUCUUGGGCUGGGAUGGACGUGGAUCGCCAGGCUGUGUUGUUGGACCUGUGGACGUGUGAGGCGGCUUUUAUAGAGAACAAGAUGCAGCUGCUUAACUGCUACUUUGAGGCAUACCAACACGUAACAGACUCAGAGGAGAGGGUUGCCAUGGCCCAAGUCAUCACAGACAUCAUCCACCGCCGGCCUCAGCUGGACCCCACAGCCCUGUACUGCGUGCAGGCCUACCAGGAGGAGCUGGUCUGUCUGCAGACACACCAGCAGCUCAUCAAACAGGUCCUGGACCACCAGAUUGACGAGCAGCGCCGAUACCUCCAGCGUGUGUGGAGAAAGGAGGAGAGGGUAGCCACUCUGGGGUUUGGCCUGCCCCCAAACUAUACCCCCAAACAGCUGGUCACCCUUUGUGGAGGCAGUCCUGCCCUUAAGAGUGUUUUCCUGCUGGAGGUCCACCCCUCUCUCUGCCAAGCCCGGCAGGUGUACCAGGCUCUGGGAAAGGCCCAUGCUGAUCUUUGUCAGCUGCAUGGAGCCAAGGGAGCUCCAGAGCGAGUGGCCCUGGAACAGAGGCUGCUGAAGCAGGCACUGCGCUACUGGCACACCCAGGCUCCACUCGGGGCCUCCUACAGUCCUCAGAUCCAGAAGGAUUUGUUUUCAGGAGUGUAUUUUGAGGACCCCCUACUGGUGAGGGAUGUGGGUCUGACUGUUUUGAGGUCAGCAGAAGACAGUGAGAUAAGGUCUGAGAGGGACAGACAGCUUCUUGGUGUUGAGACGUUUUCUAAGCUUCUGGAGCUGGUCACCAUACGCCAUCGGCUGCUAGAAGCUACUGUUGAGAGCGAGCAUCUUGCACAGUUAUACAAAGCUUUAGCUCUGGAACUGGGCUUUGAUGAUUUCCACCUGCAUUUGCGACCAGUUCAGUUUGAGUUUGCUGUGCUGAAGGAUGUGGCAGAACAGGGCCCCAUGUUCAUCACCGCGCUACUGGAGGACAGCACCAGUGUGGACAGAUAUGCCCCCUCCAGUCUGCCUCUGGCCAUUCAGGAGCUUGAUGUCAACCACAUUGGUAAAUUCAGCUUCCACACCCAGGAAGCAGUCAUACAACUCCUGAAUGGGUCAGGCAUUGAAAACCUUCAGGUGACCCUGGCAUGCCAGGUAACACAAAAGAAUGCCUUAAUUAGCGCUGUCAAGCAAGCCUCCCUAUGCUACUGGGCAGAAGUUGCUGCAGGAUCACAGGAGAUGCAGAUUCAGUGUGAGAGCAGAGGCCCUCAGGAAAGGGCCCCCUCCAGUAAGGGACUCAGAGGCCCUCAGGAAAGGGCCCCCUCCAGUAAGGGACUCAGAGGCCCUCAGGAAAGGGCCCCCUCCAGUAAGGGACUCAGAGGCCCUCAGGAAAGGGCCCCCUCAAGUAAGGGACUCAGAGGUCAUGCAUCAGACUCCAGGCACAGACUUGCAGAGUCAUUUGUGUCUAUCCAGCUGGAGAAGACAAGGCCACGAGAUGAGAUGCUGAAUGCCUUCAUCAAGCAGAGAGAGGCUACAGGAUCCCUCAUGCAGAACCCAGAUGAAGCAGCAAAGACCAAGAGGAAGCUGAUCCUGGAGUUCUGUUCAAAGUUCAGUAAUAGCAUGUCUCUGUGCUGUGUCAGAGCACAGAUAAUUGCUCUGUACCACAGCCUAACGUUACUUCUGCAAGACUUUCCCACCAUCUGCGAAAAACACUUCAUGAUUGGUAGACCCAAUGAAGCCAAAUCAAACCAGGACUCAGAGAAGGCACUCAGAACAGACCCCAGGGAAUUCCAGCAGCGUCCCAGAGCUCUGUUGUCAGCAGAUGGAACUGUACUCCUCAACCUGUGGUUCCUGCCACACUACACAGAGACACUGCUCAUGUUCCGAGGCUUGGACGAGAUGGCAUGCCACAGGGCACUUCAGCACGCAUUGGACAUGGCAUCUGCUCUUCAUGGCAUUGUGUGUUACAACAUCAGCUUUGCCCGCCUGGGGAACAGCGCCGCUCCACUCAGCUCCAGCAGCCAACACACCCUGACAGCAGGCUGGGGAGGCACAGAGAGCAUCAGUGCUGAGCUCUGGGAUAUUCAGCAACAGGUGGACUCUCUCUGUGACCCCCGCAACCCGAAGGCCGUAGGGUAUCUGCUCCAGCUGCGCAGACAGGUGCUCUUCCUGCUCUUUGAUGCAGCCACGCGUCGCAUGGUCAGAAAAACCUUCCUGUCCACUGGCAACACUGCUGCUUGUCAUACAGUGAAUGACAACAUGGGACACGCCCUCCCCCUCUUGAGUGACAGCUUGAGAGGAAGUGACCAGAGCUACCAGCUGCCUCUGCCCCAGCCUCUGGAGCCACACAGCCCUCAGGCACAAAGACUGUUCCCAUGGAGAUGGUUUGUGUUGUGCCAUGGUCUUCAUCCAUUAGAUGUUUGGGACGUUCCAUCCAUUGAGUUCAGCAUGCAGCUGUGUUUGAGCGGGUUGAAUGAGAGCAGCCGGCAGGUGGCCAAUGGAGAGCUGCUGGGCGUGUCUCUGCUGCUGGAGGAGGUGCUGAGCAGUAGGCAGGAGGCGUGGCCUCUCGAGCUGGAGAUGACGGAACUGGGUACUGAUGCUAUGCAAAACAUUUUAACUCAGGUGCCUGAAGAAUGUGCUGUUGCUGAGGGUGAUGGAGACUGCUCUGUGAAGAGACAGAAAGACCCUACCUUUGGCCUGGAGCAGCAGAGAGGGUUCUUGCUGCUGUGGAAGCAGCUGGAAACAGUGAAGGAGAGCUGGGGCUGCCACAGGCUGGGUGUCCAGCAGAUCCACAGCCCUACUCUCUACCAGCACUUCACCACGCUCUACAGACAGGAGAUCCAGUACCCGAGUAUGAAGGCUCUGGCGCAGUACUUAGGCACAGAGCGGGAGUAUGAGGCUCUGCUGGUGGAUGGGCAGCCUCUGCCGCCCCCUGCUGGCGCCACGGAGGUGGAGCUGAGGACCUGGGAGCUGUUGAGACUGCUGGAGAGCACAGAAUGUGACAUGAUGAAAGCAGUGCAAUGGAAGAUGGCCAAAGAGAUGACCCUGCUGCUGUCAGAGAGGGCACGUCAAGACACCGCCUUACCCACAGAUGUGUGGAAGCCAGGUUCCAUGAAGCACUGUCCAACACCAGAGAGGCCACUGAUCGUGGAGAACUUUGUGCAUCAGCUGCUGUCAGGAGCACAGGACUCUGAGGGGCAGGUAUCGCUGUCCAGUGCCCAUCUGCAGGACUGUUUGGGUGCUCUGUCGCGUGAUGUGAUUGGCCGUGAGCGGAGCAACUUCCUGUUCUACUCGCAGUUCUAUGAGCAUCUCCUGCAGCAGGAGACUCAGCUGCUCCACCAAAGGGAACAGGAUGUGAAGAGCCUGGAGGAAUAUCACAUCCAGUCAAAUGACCCUCUCAGUAAGGCGGCAGGGCUGUGUCGGGGGCUGAUGGUGGAGCUGACGGCCCUGAGGGCUCGUCUGGCUCACCUGGAGGAGGAGCGCAAGAUCCUCCAGCAGCAGCUGAGCCUUGAGCACAGACAGCAUUACGACGCACUGGUGCGACACCUCUUCACCACCUGCCUCCAGCUCAAGUCACGACUGGAUGGCUACCAUCAGAAGAUGGAAGAGGAUGUGCUGCAGAUGGUUAGCAGAGCCCGGAGGGAGGGGGUGGACAGGAUCUCCAGGCUACAGAAGAAGUAUGGCACCUCCAAAGACCCCCAGGAUCUAGCUGAGACUCUGGUUCAGAAAGAGGCGCAGCAGGACCUCCUGAUAGAGAACACCCAGCAGAGAGCUCUGAUGAGGAAACUGCAGGGUCUGGGUCAGUGGAGAGAAACUGUUGCUCUGGGAAAACUACAGCGGGAGCUCAUCAGCACCAAACAGAAGGAGAUGCGACGGCAGCUGGCCGGCGUUAAAGUGCAGCUGGAAUCUGAGCAGCAGGGGGCGCUGCUGCAGCAGGAGCUGGAGGCCCUGAGGGAGGCCAUGCAGCACAGCCAGAGGGAGGUCCACCUCGCCAGGAAGCAGCUCAGCCAACAGAGCCAGCGUCUGCAGGAGGUGGAACAUGGCUGCACUCAGGAGGCGCGCAUGCGUACGCAGCUGCGCAGCUCAGGUGCGUUCAGUCUGCAGCGUCUGCAGGAGGAGGCUGAGGACAGGGAGAGAGUCGUCAAGGAGCUCACUGAGCAGCUGCACACUGGGCGCAGACACAGCCAGCUGCAGCUGCAGCACAGCACCAAAGAACUGCAGCAGGUGAGGAGUAAACUCCAGCAGGAGAGGGGUCUGAAGCAGGAGGCCUUUCAACUGGUCAGUCAGCUGCAGAGGCAGGUCAGUGCGGGGACCACUCUCCCCAGGUGCACCUCCACACCAGCAGGCAGAAGCUCUAGGACCUCCCCCAUCCUCUUCCUCAGGAGGUCCAGGGGAUCUCCAUCAGGUACGGCUACCAGAAACAUCAGUAGAGAUGACACGGAGGACACCAACACAGAAGCAUUUCAAACAAAUAACACUGACACAAAGAUGCUCUUCUCAAAGUCAAAACAGAGUCUCACUCAACUGCGUCUGGACCCCUGUGAGGUGCCGUUACCAAGCCUCCCUGAUGGGUGUAGCACCCGCCUGAUCUUCAACCUGCAGCGACCAUAGAUGGAAGUCUGGACACAAACUGCUGUCUAUGCAUCACAUUACUCAUCUACUACACAUCUGUUUUCAUCGUUAUCAUUUCAUUCUGGCUGGUAAUGAGACACAAACAUGAAAACGUGGUUAAUUGUAUUGGUUGUGUGUGACCUGUUUUGAAAUGGAGGCACGAGUUCACUUCAUUUUGAAAAAAAAAAUUCAGUUAAAUGAAAUGUAGUGUGAUCCUAUUGUUGAUUAAAGAGAGAUCAUGGCUUUGA